AUGCCAGGAUUACCCCAAUUCAGUAAUGGCUCAUCACCAGCGAUGAACUGUAUCUCUGCCAAUGGAUUUUGGUCUAAGAAUCGUGACGAUGUUGGCUACAAUCAGCUCCAUAAGUUUUGGAGUGAGCUGUCGCCACAAGCACGGCAGGAACUCUUGAGAAUAGACAAGCAGACCCUUUUUGAGCAAGCUCGGAAAAACAUGUACUGCUCAAGAUGCAACGGAUUGCUCCUUGAAGGCUUUUUGCAGAUUGUUAUGUAUGGAAAGUCUUUGCAGCCAGAUGGAACAGGUUUUCAGUUUUCUUGUGGCAGACCCGGGGGUAUGAAAAAUCAGAGUUACGGUGGAUCGUCUGUUUCCUACGGGGUCCAAGAAGAAAUUCGAGAUCCAUCAGUUCAUCCUUGGGGAGGUUUGACGACGACGCGUGAGGGUUCACUCACACUUAUGGACUGCUACUUGUAUUCAAAGUCUUUGAAAGGAUUGCAAAUUGUAUUUGACGGCGCGCGUGCUAGAGAGCGGGAAAGAGAACUGCUUUAUCCCGAUGCCUGUGGUGGUGGAGGCCGUGGUUGGAUAAGCCAAGGUAUAGUGAGUUAUGGUAGAGGGCAUGGGACGAGGGAAACCUGUGCCCUGCAUACUGCCAGACUUUCAUGUGAUACGCUGGUGGAUUUUUGGUCAGCAUUAGGCGACGAGACAAGACAAUCUCUUCUAAGAAUGAAGGAAGAAGAUUUUAUAGAGAGACUCAUGUUCAGGUUUGACAGCAAGAGGUUUUGCAGAGACUGUAGAAGAAAUGUUAUUCGAGAAUUCAAGGAGCUAAAAGAACUUAAGCGCAUGCGUAGAGAACCUCGUUGCACCAGUUGGUUUUGUGUUGCUGAUACCGCCUUUCAGUAUGAGGUAUCAGAUGACUCAAUUCAAGCUGAUUGGCGCCAAACAUUUGCGGAUACUGUGGGAUCGUAUCAUCACUUUGAGUGGGCUGUGGGGACAACUGAAGGAAAAUCAGACAUUUUGGAAUUUGAAAAUGUUGGAACGAGUGGAUGUGUUCAAGCUAGUGGCUUAGAUCUUGGAGGCUUGAGUGCAUGCUUCAUUACCCUCCGAGCUUGGAAACUAGAUGGACGGUGUACUGAGUUUUGUGUUAAAGCUCAUGCAUUGAAAGGUCAAGAGUGCGUACAUUGCAGGCUAAUUGUAGGGGAUGGUUAUGUUACAAUCACAAAAGGAGAAAGUAUAAAAAGAUUCUUUGAGCAUGCUGAAGAGGCGGAAGAAGAAGAGGAUGAUGAUUUGAUAGACAAAGAUGGGAAUGAGCUUGAUGGAGAAUGCGCCCGUCCACAAAAGCAUGCAAAGAGCCCUGAACUUGCUCGGGAGUUUCUUCUAGAUGCUGCUACAGUUAUAUUCAAAGAACAGGUAGAAAAGGCUUUUAGAGAAGGAACGGCACGUCAAAAUGCGCAUAGCAUAUUCGUUUGUCUUGCACUAAAACUGCUGGAGGAACGAGUUCAUGUUGCAUGCAAGGAGAUCGUUACAUUAGAAAAGCAGACAAAACUUCUUGAAGAGGAGGAAAAGGAAAAACGUGAAGAAGAAGAGCGCAAGGAGAGGAAAAGAACAAAAGAAAGGGAGAAAAAGCUUAGGAGAAAGGAAAGGCUAAAAGGAAAGGAUAAAAAUAAAGAAAGAAAUUGUUCCGAGUCAAUUGAUGUUCCUAGCUCUCCUGAAGGCUCAAAGGAAGAACUGUCUGCACCGGUUGAUUCAGAGCAAAAUAAUGCUAUAACAUGCAUGAAUUCAGGUAAUGCAACUGAUGAGGCUAAUUUAUCACAGCAUGAUUACCUGAACAUCCAAGAUGACGACUUCUCAAGCGAGUCUAGUACUCUCAGAGCACAAGACUGUGCUUAUGGUGACUAUGAUGGAGACGACAUUGCAAAUGCUCAUGACAGGAAUGAUACUUUUACAGCUGAGCAGCCAAAGUUUUAUAAUCAAAGACUUAGAUAUAGGAAAGAUUUUCAACCUGAUAUGUCUUCAAAGUGGUCUGACAGAUCUGAGCCAAGACACUAUGGAGAUAAUUUUGGAACAUCUUCCAGGGGAAUCAAUGUAUUGAACAGACACUCAAAAAUAAAUGUUCCGAAAACCAGUGGUCGUAACAUUGGUCAUAAGUGUAACGAGAAACCCUAUAGUUCCAACUACCGGAUGAGUGAAAAAUAUGAUUUCCAUUCAUGCAGUUGUAGCUUGAACAAUAGAAUGACCAGAAGUAGUUGGGAGAUGAAAGCUGCUAGUAAGUCUGAAUCUACUGUAGAUACAUCUAAACAGUUUUAUCGUGGUAGUAAGUACAAUCAGGUAGACUCAAUGCAUGAGAGUAGCGGAAGACCCAAAAACAGAGUCUUCUCGGGGAACUAUUUUCAAUCAAAGAAAGUUUGGGAACCUACGGAAUCUUUAAACAAGUAUGCUCGUAGUAAUUCAGACUCUGAUGUUACAUUGAGGUCCACAGGUAAGGUAUUUGAGUUUGAUUCGGUCAGGUCGCCUGUUGACGAAGUUGAUGAUUCAGGUGAAAUUGACAAUGAUGGUAGUGAUUUGAAGAGAAGUGGAAUGACCGAAGGCUGUCAGAAUGAUCUUGAUGCAGAAGCCGAAGGAUCUUGCAGCUCCAUAGAAACGAGGAGAUCUACCAUAAAUAAUUCUUCUGAUCGCAGUCAAGGUAGCAUUUCUAGUUCUGAUAACUGCUCAUCAUGCCUUAGUGAGGGUGAUAAUAAUACGACCUCUUCAAACCGUGAAAAUACAGAAUCUUCAAAUUCAGAUUCUGAAGAUGCUAGCCAGAUAUACGAGGUAAGAGAUAGUUCAGUCCGCAAUGACAAUGAUUUGUCUGGCUGUUAUGAACCUGAGAUCAAGAAUACUCAUAACGCAAAUGGUGAUGGUCUGUCGAACAAGUCCCAAUCUGUUCCAUCCUUAGACAUAGCAGAAAGUGAAUCGUUAGGGAAUCAUGUGUUAGAAACUACCCAAAAUUUUGAAAAUGGUACUGUCCAAAAUUUUGAAAAUGGUUUUUCUUCCACCAAUGUACGCUCUCAUCCUGAAAGCAUGCUUCCUCCAAUGGCAAACCGAAACAUACAUUUUCCCGUGUUUCAAACUCCCCCGACAAUGAGUUAUUACCAUCAAAAUCCAGCUUCAUGGCCACCAGUUGCUCCCACAAAUGGGUUGAUGCCCGUUCUACACCCAAAUCAGUAUAUGUAUGCAGGCCCUCUUGGAUAUAACUUAAACGAGGAUCCACGCUACUGCUUGCAGUAUGGUUCCUUGCAACAACCGACACCACAAUUCAACCAUGCUGCUAUUCCAGUUUAUCAUCCAGUUGUGAGAGCUAAGGGCUUAAAUGGAGAGGAACUAAAUCAAACUUCUAAGCCAUCAUCUAUGCAAGAUCAUUUGCAUGAAUCUAUUGCAGAAAGGUUCGUUCCAUAUGCAGCUAAUUCCAGAAAAGCAGUACUAAGCGGGGAAGACCGACAUGGACAUGGCAAUUCUGCCAAGUCACAAGAUAGUAACAAUGACUUUUCAUUGUUUCAUUUUGGCGGGCCAGUAGCCUUUUCAAAUCAAUGCAAGGGAGCUGCUGCAUCUUCAGACUAUGUUGGAGAUUUUAACUCAAAAGGUUUUCCAGACGAUAAAGAUCAUGGUUGCAAUAAGAAAGAGAAUGCUUUCAUAGAGGAGUACAAUUUGUUUGCGGCGAGUAAUACCUGGUUCACAAUUUUCUAA
Messenger RNA from Lathyrus sativus (Indian pea), 3702 nucleotides. The record is from the annotation of a GenBank genome assembly. NCBI's taxonomy places the organism in Eukaryota, Viridiplantae, Streptophyta, Magnoliopsida, Fabales, Fabaceae.